AUGGCCUAUGGUACGGCGCCAAGGAGCGACUUGGGCUUUUCCCGGAGCUGCGAAGAUAUACUUCCUCGACAAUGUCCAGGUACCACUGUCCAGAUCAACUACUCGGACAACGGGACCACCUUUACUGCCGAGAUACCGGACGAGGACUAUGAUACGAGAAUUCCGAAGAGUCUGGCGACUUUGUACCAAAGCGGCCUCGCCGGACAAGCGCAGACCGUGUCUAGCUUCUUUGACAUUCAAUGGAGACAUUAUUCGUACGCCGUUCAUAGGGCCUCCAGUACCGGCAGUCGAUACCUCGUUGGCACAUAUCGUCAGCUAACAUCAGUGCUCCUGAACGAUGCCCUGGAGCCGAUUGAAGGUCUGAUUGUGGAUACUCAGAGCGGAGGUGUUGGAUUUAGAAACCACACCGUUCCACAGGGCUUGACUUUCGGAGCUGAUUGGACAGAAGAUAUUCUUUUCAUUGAGCCAGAGACUGCCUGCGUCGACACUAACCUCACCCUGGAGUUCAUGAUUUUUCCCUUCGAAAACCGAGGCAGCAGCAUCGUAAAUCUGUCUCUCGUGGAUCAGGGAGGCUUCGUCAACCUCAAUCGAACGUACCCUCGGAUUGAACUGACGGACACGCAGACUGACCCAAAACUAAAAGAACGUGCCUACAAAGCAGCCUGGCAGACAAACGCUUUAACCAUGGUCUACCUAAAUGUUACACGGCCCUCACCCAACUCUUUCUCAUAUCUCAAGUCGGAAAUAGAAAGGCACUUUCCGCUAUCCACUAGAGUUGGCUCAUAUGACUCGUUCACGACCUCCGACAGGUGGGGCGUCUUGAUCGAUGCGCCCUGGGCAUAUUCAAACGGUUCGGUGUUCAAUACCUCCAGGUCGUCCUUUGAUGACCCUGCAACUUUCUAUUCCAACCCUUUUAACAUCAACUUGGGAAACUUCAGUGACAUCAAUCUUAUCUGCCAAGGCGCGGGGGCGAAUGAUCUCGCCAACAUCACCAACAUCGGCGCGGCCUGCGGCCUGGUGUUUGGCGCUGCGAGGCGAAAGGAUGGAAGUGAAUCCCUGAUCUUCGAGCCGGAGUCUUGGUGGACACAGCCGCUUUAUAGCUGCGCGAGUGCGACAAAGGCUGUGAUCAAGACGGUACAGUUCAGAUACAACAGCACCUCUCAAUACGACUUGAAAGCUCUUCAAAUCUUGAACAUAACCGACAAAGUUUACAAAAAGGAAAACAACACACCUCUCUGGGGUGUGGAGAAUCCAAAUAUGACUUUGGGGUCGGUAACACCUCUAUGGGGGCUCAUCUCUCCCGAGCACGAGAAUGCCGUAAAUCUUUCUACUGUCCGAUCAGACCGGCUUUACUUACCAGGACAUCCUUCAGGGGGCGUCAGUAGCCUCCCUGGCUACCAGAACGUUCCUGGGACAGACGGCCCCCAAAGUGCUCUCUCAUCGGCGUAUAGUAUUGGCUCCUCCAAAGAUGUCACAAAUUAUUCGGGAAAGACAAACAUAGCAAUCGCCCCCACAACCGCGAAGAUCAUCAACCUCGUCUGGACAGAUAUUGCCGCUAAUUCCCUCGUGGGCACAAAGAGCUGGAUUUCUGGCUCAGCUCUGCCUCCCAAUCUCGCCAAACGAGAUGGGUCGCUAAGCAACAACGCUGCAGUUGAUGUGCCUGUCACGGUCUACGAGCAUCAAAUCCGCUACAGAUGGGUCUUUGCUAUCCCGGCCGCAAUAGUCAUGUUUCUUGCCGCACUCAUCGGCCUGGCUGCGUUAAUGUUCGCCCUUAUGGGCAAAGCGAGACCCUCUCACAUCCGUCAUUACCUCUUCCAACUCGCACCAGGCCGCAUUCUCACCAACUUCUUGUAUCCUGGAGUAUGCAGCGGGAACGCGCCGACGAGGAUCUGGAUCGACCAAGUCGGUAGAAAUAGCGUCACACUCUACCAAGAUCUGCCAGGGGCGACGGAACCACAGGUCCUUUCAAGCACACUACUGCCGAAAGAACGAGCAUUGACAAGCUCAUGCCAGGUGGAGUAUUCGAGGGGAGAAACUGGAACUUGA
Endocarpon pusillum Z07020 is the source of this 2046-nucleotide messenger RNA. RefSeq lists its product as uncharacterized. NCBI's taxonomy places the organism in Eukaryota, Fungi, Ascomycota, Eurotiomycetes, Verrucariales, Verrucariaceae. The transcript is spliced from 2 exons. Bases 1 to 2046 code for a protein of 681 amino acids. The record is from RefSeq and is a predicted model, not a curated record.